UUAUAAGUAGAUCGAGCGUAAUGGAGCUUUUGUACAUGAUCUUAAUUAGUUCUGUGCUUACCUGUGUUUCUCUCUACUACGUUUUUAACAAUAUCCAUGUCGCCGGCGGCAUGAAAAAUGUAAAACUUGAUCGUCAUCCGCUCCCACCUGGAAGCACAGGAUGGCCAAUCAUCGGUGAAACCCUAGAGUACCUAAGCACGGCUAAAAAGGGUGUCCCGGAAAAUUUCGUGUUAGACAGGAUAAACAAGUACUUGUCAUCCGCCGGCAAUUCUUGCAAGGUUUUCAAGACAUCGCUGUUGCUUCAAGACAUGGCAGUGCUGUGCACUGCGGGAGGAAACAAGUUCCUCUUUUCGAACGAGGAAAAACUGGUCAAGUCGUGGUGGCCGGCUUACUUGGAUAAGCUUAUCGUUGGUAACUCAGAAAAAACACUCAAUAUUACUGAGGAGUCCAAUCGAUUUCGCAUGAUUCUCGCUCCGUAUCUGAAGCCUGCCGGCCUC
Messenger RNA from Malus domestica (apple), 497 nucleotides. NCBI's taxonomy places the organism in Eukaryota, Viridiplantae, Streptophyta, Magnoliopsida, Rosales, Rosaceae. The record is from RefSeq and is a predicted model, not a curated record.